AGUCAAUGCCAUCUGGUGAUUCCAAGGGACUUGAAGUUUAUCAUAAAUUUUCAUUCUCAUUGUUGAACAUUUGUUAAUCAUCUUCAUUUUAAAUUUAAUUAAUUGUGAUUUACUUUUUGUUUUACUAAUCAACUGUUAAAUUAUGGAAAAUAAGCAAGCUUUAGCUGCCAAAGAGAAGGGUAAUGCUGCCUACAAGGAGAAACGCUUUGAAGAAGCACUCAAGCACUAUGAUGAAGCCAUUUCUCUGGAUCCUAAUGAUAUGACAUUCCUUUUAAACAAAGCAGCGGUUCGAAUUGAACAAAAGGAUUAUGAUACAUGUAUUAAAGAUUGUGAAAAGGCUGUUGAAAUAGGUCGAGAAAAUCGAGCUGAUUUUAAAGUGAUAGCUAAAGCAUACGCUAGAAUGGCCCUUGCUUACUAUAGAAAGGAUGAUCUGGAAAAUGCCAAGAAGUUCUAUGAAAAAUCUUUAACUGAACAUCGUACACCCGAAACAAGAUCUAAACUUUCCGACGUAGAAAAGGCCAUCAAAGAAAAAGAAAAACAAGCUUACAUUAAUCCAGAGAAGUCUCUAGAAGAAAAGACUAAAGGAAAUGAAUAUUUCACAAAAGGAGACUAUCCAGCAGCCAUUCAUCAUUAUACUGAAGCGAUAAAACGUAAUCCUGAUGAUUUUAAGAUUUACAGUAAUCGAGCAGCGUGUUAUCAAAAACUUGCUGAAUUUAAAUUGGCCCUUCAAGACUGUGAAGAAUGUAUUAAACUUGAUUCUUCUUUCGUCAAAGGUCAUGUGAGAAAAGGAAUGGCUCUGUUGGCUAUGAAGGAGUUCACCAAAGCUUCGACUGCCUUUCAAAAAGCUCUUGAAAUCGACCCUAAUUGUCAAGAAGCAGUUGAUGGCUAUCGAAAAUGUACUAUGGCUUCUAUGUCAAAUCCAGAAGAAGUUCGAGCUCGAGCGAUGUCUGAUCCAGAGGUUCAGAAAAUUUUAGGCGAUCCUGCGAUGAGAUUAAUUUUGGAGCAAAUGCAAAGUGACCCUAAAGCCCUUCAAGAUCAUCUCCGUAAUCCCGAAGUGGCAGCAAAAAUUGAGAAACUAAUUGAAGCUGGUCUUAUUGGUAUUCGAUGAUAUCAUUAAAUCACAUUAAAACAACUCAACUAAUCUUCAAACACAAAUCCAUACAACAAAAUCAACAAUUUGAGAGAAAGAAAAACAAGUGAAUUAAAUUUCAAUUCAUCUAUUGUUAAUCUUACACUUAAUAUAAUGAUAAUAAUCUAUCAAAUUGCAAACCAACGGAAACAUGUAAGAAUAAUCUUCUUUACCAGAAGAGAGAAAGAGAGAAAACAAACUCAAGAUAGAGAAAAGCGACAACAUUUCCUUCAAGUAAUUAACUAACAAUUAAUUGAUUAGCUUUUCAUUGAGUUUAAUAAUAAAGGAAAUACUUUUUUUUGA
This is a messenger RNA of Panonychus citri (citrus red mite), 1432 nucleotides long. RefSeq names its product stress-induced-phosphoprotein 1-like (gene Stip1). The record is from RefSeq and is a predicted model, not a curated record. Gene Ontology annotation, molecular function: Hsp90 protein binding. The transcript has 6 exons. Bases 143 to 1108 code for a protein of 321 amino acids. Lineage: Eukaryota; Metazoa; Arthropoda; Arachnida; Trombidiformes; Tetranychidae.